GGACUCCGGGAGCGCUCCCCGGGAGAGCGUGGGCCGCGAUGUGGCCGCGGCGGGGCCAGGACCGCGCCAUCGCGGCGGCUGAGGGGGGGCCGCGGCACAGGGCUCCCCCCGCGGGGUCUGUGGCACUGUUAGCGGUACCCAGAGCCGCACCAGGGAAGCUCUUUAUUGCCACCCGUUCCACCGGCCCCGUGCUGGUGCGGGAGGUCAGGGAACUGCAGCUGGGCUUGGAAAUUGGAGAAUGAAUUAGAACCGUACGGGCUAGCGCGCUGGUGCAUUUGAUUCCUGUAAGGUCUCACGGUGCGUCUCCUUCCUAGGAAAAAUGACUUCUGAAAGCAGCUCCUUCGUGAAGGGCAUGGUGCUUGGAGGAGCCUUCUGCAUGCUGGUUACACUGCUGGGACACAUCAAGGUGGGGCACGGGACCAAAGCGCGAGACCACGAGCACCAUCACAUCCAGGCUCCCGACAAAGAGGAUGUCUUAAACCUUUCUGAGGGUGAACGUAUGGAGCUUAGUAAAAGUAUCCGUGUUUACUGUAUCAUCCUUGUCAAACCGAAAGAUCUGGGGCACUGGGCUGCAGCGAAGGAGACCUGGAGCAAGCACUGCGACAAGGCAGAGUUCUACAGCUCUGAAAAUGUCAAAGUGUUCAAUUCUGUGGCCCUCAACACGAAGGACAUGUGGGUGAUGAUGAGAAAAGCUUACAAGAUGACGUAUGAACGCUACAAGGAUGAAUUCAGCUUUUUCCUUGCGUAUCCAACAACAUUUGCUAUUAUUGAAAAUCUCAAGUACUUCUUACUGAGAAAAGACCCCUCUCAGCCUUUUUACAUCGGCCACGCUGUGAAAUCUGGUGACCUCGAGUACGUGGAUGGCGAGGGAGGAAUCGUCCUAAGCAUCGAGUCACUGAGACGACUCUCCAGCGUUCUUGAAGACCCCAACAAGUGUCCAGAGCAGGGAGGUAUGAUUUGGAAACUCGCCGAGGACAAGCAGCUGGCGAUCUGCUUGAAGUACACGGGGGUGUUCGCCGAGAACGCGGAGGAUUCGGAAGGAAAGGACGUCUUCAACACCAAAUCCGUGGGCACCCUCAUCAAGGAGGCCAUGGCCACCCACCCGCAGCAGGUGGUGGACGGCUGCUGCUCUGACAUGGCCAUCACCUUCAGCGGGCUGAGCCCCAACCAGAUGCACGUGAUGAUGUAUGGGGUGUACAGGCUGAGGCCCUACGGACACACCUACAGCGAUGCCCUCGUGUUCUUGCCCCCGGAGGGCUCGGACAACGACUGAGGUGCCGCCAGGGGAGGGGUGCAGUCGGCUCAUCUCGUUGGUACUGACACGUGCUGGUACUGCUGUACAGGUUGUUUUUGCACACUGAGGGUUGGUAAAGCUCUUGAUUUCAAAAGUGGAAGGAGAAAUUUUUUUUUCUAACUCUUUUGUAUGGAAAAAAAGCUGCUGGCUUUUGAUAGAGAUGGAGUGAAAUGAUAAAAA
This is a messenger RNA of Myiozetetes cayanensis, 1474 nucleotides long. It is a transcript of the gene C1GALT1C1, whose product is annotated as C1GALT1 specific chaperone 1. Lineage: Eukaryota; Metazoa; Chordata; Aves; Passeriformes; Tyrannidae. Gene Ontology annotation, molecular function: N-acetylgalactosaminide beta-1,3-galactosyltransferase activity. The record is from RefSeq and is a predicted model, not a curated record.